Caenorhabditis remanei is the source of this 288-nucleotide messenger RNA. RefSeq lists its product as uncharacterized. Lineage: Eukaryota; Metazoa; Nematoda; Chromadorea; Rhabditida; Rhabditidae. Gene Ontology annotation, cellular component: endoplasmic reticulum membrane; dolichol-phosphate-mannose synthase complex. Gene Ontology annotation, biological process: GPI anchor biosynthetic process. The record is from RefSeq and is a predicted model, not a curated record. The transcript is spliced from 3 exons. Bases 1 to 288 code for a protein of 95 amino acids.
AUGGCAUCUCAAUUGGUAAUCUACUCAGCGCAUGUUAUUCUUCUUGUUUUAGUGUGGCUUCUCGCAUACACGGAGGUUGUUCCCAUAUUGUCAUAUCUUCCUGAAUGUGCACAUAAUUUGGUUUACUACGCGCCCUUACUUGCAGUAUUCUUCCUAGCAAUUUAUGCCGCGUUCAACGUCAUCUACGGAGUUGCCACAUUCAACGAUUGCGCUGAAGCCAAAUCAGAGCUGUUAAGUGAAAUUAAGGAAGCGAGAGAAGAGCUGAAAAGAAAAAGAAUAAUUGAAUGA